UGUCAGCCAGUCAUUAUGCCUUUAUUUGGAGUGUGUUUUCCCACAAUUUCAUACAGGAACUUCUCGGAAUAUUAAUGCAAAAACAUCACUCGUUUAUAUUCCGGUAAAGGUUGUCAAUAAAAGAGUGAUUAACAGAUGAGGCAGUUUAUCGGUUAGAGUACUUGAAAAACUGAAUAUAGAUGAACUUUGGACGCGAGCUAAAAAAAAAUGCGUUAAGUUUCGUUCCUGAUUCGAGUCACGUAGUCCAAAGUACACAUGCAGUGGUUGCAGCACAUCGCACAUCGACAAAAACUGGCUGGAAAAAAGGCAUUCAACUGCGAUAUAACGAAACGGGACAACUGGGGCCGUGCAAGGGACUUUUUCAAGGCCCUACCUAAGAAUCAAAAUGCACUCAUCACUGCGGAUUCUCCAGAUUACUCUUGUAAUAACUCAAAUCACAACAGUGAAAGGAUCUUCAAGUACAACUGUUCUCACCACUCCUGUCAGCUCUGCGUAUUCGACAAAUGUUUCACCCUCAUCAUCGGUAAUACCAGCGCAGACAAACAGCAAGCCUGUCGUGUUAUCUUCAUUAGUUUCGCCGUACAGCAGCAACGUUACCGCCUGGUCAUCAGAAACGCCGGAAACGAGCAUCGUUUCUAGCAAUUCAAUGCAAACAAAGUCGCCGAUGACCAGCGUUCUUGUCAGUUCCUCAACGGAGCAAUCAACAGAAACAAACGAAGUCUCUUAUUCGUCUGCUGUAACGAUUGGUGUUUCAGCUGCUACAUCAACGAGGUCAGCGGCCCAGACAAGCGGCCCUUCUAAUUCUGUAAAGUUGUCGCCAUCAACGUCACAGGAGGUCAGCGUUACCGCCAAGUCAUCGGAACCGCUGAUGGCGAGCAGUGUUUUUGGAAAGGCAACGCAGACAGGGUCGCAGACGAGCAGUGUUCAUGUUUCUGGAAAGGCAACGCAGACAGGGUCGCAGACGAGCAGUGUUCAUGUUUCUGGAAAGGCAACGCAGACAGGGUCGCAGAUAAGCAGUGUUUAUGUCACUUCCUCAAAGAAGCUAGCAACAAACUCGAGUCCCUCUGGCUUUUUGACACGUCAGACACAGUCAAUGACCGCCAGCUAUUCGUUAAGCUCGGCUUCUCGUCAAAACAGCAGCGCUUCAACAACUGCUGAACCCACAACGACGAGAUCAUCCUCCAUCAUACAGAUGCUGACAACUUCACCUUCAGUUUCAAUGUCCGUAAACUGGACAGACUGGUCUGUCGACUCAAGUGAUUGUCAGAAGUAUUGUUCAGAGAAGGGCGGAACCGUGACAGCGAGCCGCCAAUGUUACUCGCACUCAAUAACGCUGGAAAGCAACGUUUGUUCCAAACACAACAUUUCAACUAUAAAGGUGGUUAAAUGCAAGAAACAUUGUCCAAUCUCAGGGAAAGAAGCUUUGAGAAGUUCCAUCCCCACAUUAGCCGUCAGCGUCUUGCUCGUCAUGUUGUCAUCAACAUGUUCGGGGUUGAAAGCUUAAUGGAAUUCACCAGGGUCUGAUUUCGUAGGAAGGAUGUGGACAGAGGAUGAAGUUAAUUACGGAGCCUGAAUUAGUGUAAUAUAGAUUUCAUGUUUUGUAGAGUCAAAACCCUUUUUUUAAAAGGUAAUUACUUAGGAUAGGAUAAAGAGCGUUAAAGUACAGACUUCUCGAACCCGACCACGUAAAAAUCUAUUCUAGGCAAGUAAAAGUGUUUCUAGCUUGAAUUUGUAAACUAACGAUUUCUCCGCAUUGUAUACGCCACGUAUCCUGUCCUUAGUGUCAAUUUAUAAUAAUUAACAAAUAAAACAUUCAGCUUGAAAACUCA
Molecule: messenger RNA, 1829 nt
Organism: Orbicella faveolata
Lineage: Eukaryota; Metazoa; Cnidaria; Anthozoa; Scleractinia; Merulinidae
Source: RefSeq, a predicted model, not a curated record